Prorocentrum cordatum is the source of this 978-nucleotide messenger RNA. The record is from the annotation of a GenBank genome assembly. NCBI's taxonomy places the organism in Eukaryota, Dinophyceae, Prorocentrales, Prorocentraceae.
AUGCAACGAACCGCAGAGGCCCCUUUCGUGGCGCGCGCCAUGGCGGCUGGCCGUGGCGAGCUCGCCCGCGCCCCGAAACACGUGUCCAGCUUUUCUGGCCACACGAGCACCGCUGGGCUCGGCGUGCCGGCGCGCGCGGCUGCCCUGCGCCUGGAGCCCGUGGAGGGCUACGCGGGCCACGGCCGCCUCCGCGAGGAGUUCGCCGCGGCCCGCGGCGCCGGCGCCGGCCCCGGCCGCGUGGCUUCCCCCGCGCCGCCGCGGUCCGCGGGCGCGGGCGGCCGCGGGGUGCGCUUGGAGCCCGUGGAGGGCUACGCGGGGUACGGCCGGCUCCGCGAAGAGCCCGCCGCGGCGCGCGGGGCCGCGGCCCGCCUUCUCCGCGCCAGCAGCUCCCCGCGGCUGCGGCCGCCGUUCUCCCGCCACCUCUCGCCGAGCUCGGCGCCCUCCUGCGGCAGCGACGGGGGGGUGUGGGGCGGCGGGCGGAGCGGGCACCAGGGCUCUGACAGCCGCACGCCCUCACGGCGGUCGCCGUCGGUGUCCUGGCACGGCGACGGCAGGGAGUCGUGGAGCGACGGCACGGGGAAGUGCACGGAGCGUGGUUGCCGCCCCCCCACGGGGAGCAACGAUUCCAUCGACUCCAUGUCAGGACUCCCGGGCACGGGCGCCGACUACAGCCACCCUGCGGCCACCGCGGCCCAGCUUCAGAACCCGGGAUUGCGGGCGAGGUCGAGGCUGGUGAGCCCCCUGAUCGAGCAAGAGCUGCUGCGGCCGCGUGGGCUUGGCGCGCAAAGCCGUGGCUUAGAAGCCACGGUGAAUGCGAAGUUGCUCUGGACCCUGGCUAAUGCGGAGCUGGAGGUGCCAGAGCGGACGCAGGCGGACUUCCGCACGUCAUGCUCGGCGAUGCCAGGCUGCAUUGGCCAUGCGCCCACCGUCCGGCACAUGUCCAACCCGAAUACGGCUGGCGCAGGGUCCUUCCGGUGA